Messenger RNA from Fragaria vesca subsp. vesca, 1314 nucleotides. RefSeq lists its product as uncharacterized. The record is from RefSeq and is a predicted model, not a curated record. Bases 1 to 1314 code for a protein of 437 amino acids. The transcript has a single exon. NCBI's taxonomy places the organism in Eukaryota, Viridiplantae, Streptophyta, Magnoliopsida, Rosales, Rosaceae.
AUGGAGUGCAAUAAAGAUGAUGGCGUCAGGGCAAAAGAGAUUGCGGAGAGGAAGUUCAGUGAAAGGGAUAUAAUGGGCGCGAAGAAAUUUGCGUUGAAGGCUCAAGCCUUGUAUCCGGGGCUGGAUGGUAUCCGGCAACUUCUGGCGACACUUGAUGUAUAUAUGUGUGCCACUGCAGAGAAUAAGAUAGGUGGGGAACCUGAUUGGUAUGGCAUACUUGGUGUGGAUCCUGAGGCAGAUGAUGAGACGGUGAAGAAACGGUACAGAACACUAGCUCUUAACCUUCACCCUGAUAAAAAUAAGUCUGCAGGGGCUGGUGGAGCAUUCAACUUAGUUAAGGACGCAUGUGAUUUGUUGUCUGAUAAAAAUAAGAGAGCAGCAUAUGACAGGAGAAGGGAUGUACAUGUGCGCCAAAAUGUGGUACACCAGAAUAUUUCAACUACAAAUCAGGCUUCAAAGGAGGCCAAUGGUUCUGUACACCAGAAAGUUUCAACUGCGCAAAGUUCACAGGGGGCUAAUGGUUCCGCUCACCAGAAAUUUUCAACUGGAGCUCAAGGUUCACAUGGGGCCAAUGGUUCUGCUCACCAGAGAGUUCCAACUGGAGUUCAAGGUUCGCAUGGGGCUAAUGGUUCUGCUCACCAGAAAUUUUCAACUGGAGCUCAAGAUUCACAUGGGGCCAAUGGUACAACAACAAAGGGUAGAGAAUCCAAUGCAAAGGCUCAGACGCGCACCAAACGUCCAGCUCCCUCUUCUGCUCCUGCUUCUGUCAAACCAAUACCCAAAAGCUUUUGGUGCGAGUGUCCAAAAUGCUGGAUGCGAUUCGAGUACUUAGGAAAGUAUCUCAGGUGGAAUGGUUUUUGCCCGAAUUGUAAUAAACUAUUUCAGGCAGUAGAAAUUGUUCCACCAGCCAUGUGUGGUUCAAAGUCUACCACCCCAGUCCAUACAGGAAGGAGUACUUCAGCCUCUGAAAAUGUUGGUGCGACAGGUUUUAUCAGUCAUGUGUCAUUCACACAAAAGAGUGUUAUCUGGGCUCCAUUUUCAAGAGCUGCUAGUGCUUCUCAAGCUGCCAAAGCUGCAAAGGUAGACUUCCAUGCAUCUGGCAGAGCUGCCGGCCCUUCUAAAUCUGCCAAAGCUUCAGGUGGGGAUAAGCUAGCAUCUAAGAGAGGGAGGAAAUGCCCUUUUGAUGAGGACACACUGGCAAGAGCAAAAGAGAGUUUCACUUGGGAUCUAAAUGAUGACGAAAGAAAGAAGAGGUUCGAUGCCAGAAGAAAGGACUUUGAUGCCAAUGGAAGGAGGGAUGAUGGUAUUCUGUAG